UUGGCAUCGUCGGGAAAGGAGCCUGGCGUGACGCCAUUACCUUGCGCCGCUGACACGGUCAUACGCCGGCUCCGUCUCACGUGAUGCGCUUCCGGUGUUUCAAGAUGGCGGUGCCCACCACUGACAAUCCUUCCCUCCAGCCUGGCGGCCGAUAUUGCCUUAUCAGUUGCGUUCCGGCUCAGCUUCGCUCCACCGAUCUCCGUUUCUACUUCAGCCAGUUCAUCGAGGCCGGUGGCUUCCUCUGCUUCCAUUACCGCCAUCGCCCUGAACGUAUAGAGGGUCCGAGCGCUCCUUCCCGGCCAGGCCCGACCUGCUGCUGCCUGGUGGCGGUGAAGCCCGGCUGGUCCCGCCGCUUGGUCCGUAUGUACUCGGGAAAGCGCUGGAUCGACGCGCAGGGAGAGACAUUGCCCGGCCGGUGCCUUAUACGAAGGGUUCGGGUUUCCUUUGACAAAGGUACUGAGAGGCAAGAAGGAGAGGUGCUGGGAGUAGUCACUGCAUUUACGUUUGAUACAUUUGAUCUUUGAAUAAAAGCAUUAUGGAUGGCACUUACUGCAUUUUAUAGCAUUUUGGGCCCAUUGAUUUCAUUUUCUCCCCCAUUUACAAGUCAAUGAGAUGGUUUCUUUAUGUAUCUAAUGAAUUUGGCUUUAGCCCAUUACAGUUUAUGGCCAUGUUAGAUCUGUUAGUCUUGUAAAUAGCAUAAGACUUUUCAUGUGUGUUUGCUGUAGUAGAUGGACUCUGCUGUCAUUCUGAAAAACACUUUGUUCCUUUUGGCUGGGGAGAGUAGAAUGAGGCUGAAGCAAAGAUAUGUAAGUGGUAGACUGAUGUAAUACAAGUUGGUGGAUUACUGCUAAGUGAUUUUUCUUGCCCCUUGUGUUUAUAAUUUUUACAGAUGCUGAAACACUCUCCUAUAAGACUAAAAAGGAGCUCCGCACAUCCUCAAACGAAACUUUCACUGAGGAGGAUUUAAAACGGCUUCCUGAACUAAAUCCACCAUCUUUCAUGCCCUGUGGGAAUGUGGGAACUCCUUUGAGUGUCUUUUUAGAUCUCAUUAAAGCCUGCAGGAUGCCUUCUCGUGCUAUCAAGAAGCUGCGGUUGCAGUUUCCCAGAACUGGCUCUUCUCGCAGGUAUGGAAAUGUACCAUUUUCAUAUGAAGAAACUGAGACUAUUGUAGAAGAGGAACGAGUUUACACAGCUUCAGGAGAGGAGAUAACAGAAGGGGGAGACCUAUCAAGAGUGAGCACGGCCAGUCAAGGCAAUGGCAUGGCAGAGAGAUACUUGAAUGAUCCAGAGAGUGAAGCAGAAGCUCAGUUGGAUGAUGUAAGUAGUUUUUUUUUCUAAUUACACAAUGUCAUGUUAUGUGCUUAUAGCUGUUUUAGAGAUGUAAUUAUAUUAUUUUGUAAGGAAGAAGGAAAUGUGCUAAUACUUAUUCAUCCUUACAAGUUGGGAAAUAUGUCAUUUUAUGAAUCUGAAAACUAAUGUGACCCACACAAAUGAGCCUAUGGACUGCAUUUUGAAUCAAGGUUUUCCCAUUCUUCAGGGUAGCAGCUACCCAUAAUGAUAAUGUUAGGUAGAAAAGUUGUGCUGGAAUUCUUGUACUCUAGCUGAAAAAAAUAUUUUACUCAUUGAAACCUCAGAAUUGAUUAUCUUCUGGGAGAAUCAAAACUGUUAAUUCUGACAUUUUGUAAUGUCUCCCUUAUUCAUUCUGCCAAGCUUGCUUUUAUUCUAACUGUAUAGUUCCAUUAGCCCAUCACACUGCAGGCUAGGUGCUUAACUGGAAAAUACUUUGUAACCAAACUGAGACUGUGGCAAGGGGCUGGGGGUUGACUGGUUUAAUAUGAAUACUAGUUCACAGCCAAGGGUGACUGCUUUGCACUAAAGGAACCUAUGGUCUCUUAAGAUGCAAAUUGUAUAUACACAUGCAUGGUAGAGAAAAGGGUGACGGGAGGAAACUAUGGUAAAAAAAUGCAAGUAAGAUACUAACGAUAGAGAUGAGAUGACCAACAGAUAAGAUCUUGUUACUACCCAGCCUGGUUCCAGUCCCUUAAAAACUUUUUACUGCCUGUUAAAGAUCUCUCCACAUUUUGGAUCCAUUGGCAGGGUGCAUAAUGAUAACUUCAUGGCAUUCAUUAAACCAUAAAAAAUGUUUAAAAACACUGCCCAUCACAAUGAAGGGUCUUGGCAGAACUAUAAAGGUAAAGGUAAAGGUACCCCUGCCUGUACGGGCCAGUCGUGUCCGACUCUAGGGUUGUGUGCCCAUCUCACUUAAGAGGCCGGGAGCCAGCGCUGUCCGGAGACACUUCCGGGUCACGUGGCCAGCGUGACGAAGCUGCUCUGGCGAGCCUGCACCAGCGCAGCACACGGAAACGCCAUUUACCUUCCCGCUAUAAAGCGGUACCUAUUUAUCUACUUGCACUUAAGGGUGCUUUCGAACUGCUAGGUGGGCAGGAGCUGGGACCGAACGACGGGCGCUCACCCCGCCGCGGGGAUUUGAACCGCCGACCAUGCGAUUGGCACGCCCUAGGCACUGAGGUUUUACCCACAGCGCCACCUGCGCAAUAAGCUUCUAAAAACCAGUCUAUUAUGUUUCUGUGCUCCUAAUUUCUCCGUCUCCAGAAGUUCAAGAUGAGUUCUGUCUGAGCAACCCCUUAGCAGUGAGCUUAUUACAACUAGGCCCAGUGAAACUGAGGAAGUGGGCAAUGUGGGGAAACUGGCCUAAACCUUUGCUGUAUUUGUCCCCACCCCCCCUUCUGCUACAGGAUGACGAUGACAGAUGCGAAGAGUGGGAGCGGCAUGAGGCUUUGCAUGAGGAUGUCACCAGCCAGGAGCGCACAAAGGAACGUUUGUUUGAGGAGGAGAUUGAACUGAAGUGGGAGAAGGGGGGCUCUGGGUUGGUCUUCUACACAGAUGCACAGUACUGGCAAGAAGAAGAAGAAGGAGGUAACCCUGAACAACACAUCCUGGAUUUGAUUCUACUUUGUUGCUGAGAGCUGAGAUAGAGUGUGCAUCAGCGUAGUCUUUGUGAACUCAUGGCCCAUCUCCAGAUAGACAGUUUGCAAAAUCCCUCAUUAAUAAGACAUGAAAAUGUCUCGGGAUUGGUCUGAGACACUUUUGUGCAAAAAUAUCAAGAACGUAGCCAUACUGUUUCCUGGCAUACUUCUUGUCUUUCUACUGGAGUCUGUCACUUCUUCCCCUGAUCUCUCUUGCUAUUCUGUUGUUUAUUCUCCAAUGGUCCAAGUCUACGGAUAUCUUUCCCUGCCCUCUUUCAUUGACCACUGUGUGUUUUUUACUUUCCUUCCUGGUGCACGAGGCCUCCGCUCUUCCUUUAUUCCCCAUGUCCUAAACAUAGAGCAUGAAAACCCAGAUGGCACUGGCAAGAAUAAGUUUCUUUUCUCUGCUGCUGCUGCUACAGUAGGCCCUACAAAGAAUUAUCCAGGGCAGUUCUAUCCUCAGUUCAGCAUGUCAAGAGGACCUAAUAGAUUAGGUCAUGGUGAUUAUAAGGGGAAUCUUCAAAGCUACAUUUGGGGUUAAUAGUUAUGUCUGCAGUAAGCUCUCUGAAGAGAGGGCUUUCUCCCCAUCUCUAAAUAUUGCAGCCUUAGUGAGAGCUUGUUGUCCUGGAAUAAAUCCCUGUACAAAAGCCAAGAAUGGGGAGGAAUGAUGCUGAGAUUUUUAGGAUGCUGAACUCUAGAUCUAUGUUCAGCAUGCCCUGCAUGGAAUUCAUCCUGCAGUGUUUGGGUGUGGAAGAGGAGCAUGAUCGUAAUGUGGGAAAGGGGAGGAUGAUCUUAAUGUAACACUCAUCUGUAAUGAGCCAAUACAUCCUGCUUGAUGUCUUAACUUUUAUUUUGGCAGAUUUUGAUGAGCAGACAGCGGAUGACUGGGACGUGGACAUGAGCAUCUACUAUGAUAAAGGUACUUGAGCUAAGGGCUGUUGAUCUGUGAUGCAAGGAAUGGACAGAACCUAAACUAGUGUCUCAUUCUGUACUUGAGGCUGCUGUUAAUGCAUUUUGGAAGCUUUAGCUUCUGCAACUACUUGGCUUGCCUUCCUGGCCUAUGUGGGGUGUCACAAACAUAUUGCACUAGGGCUCCAGCAUUUCCACUGGCACCUAUCAGUCUUCCAGACACAAUUCAAGGUGCUGGGGCUUGUGUGUGUUUGUGUUAGUGAUCCUGCUGUGCUGUGGUCAGAUUUCAGAGAACCUGCUCUAGUAUUAGUUGUAAUAUGACAAAUCUUCAUAGCUGCUAUCCUUCCCCAGUCUGGGGUCUUCCAGAGGUUGGACUACAGCUCCCAUCAGCCCUAAUCAGUGUGGCCACAGGUUAUGGGUGUUGGAUAUUGUAGUGCAGCAUCUGAAGGGUGGCAGGUUGGCUUGCAACAUCCUACAUACUCCUCUACCCUGGUUGGCACCUUCCUACUCCAACCUCUGAACAGGAACCAGUUCCUUUCUUCACUACCAUCCCUUCCAAGCCCUGUUUAGAAUUGCCUACCUCAUAAUUUUGGUUUUUAAAAAUAAAUGACAACAAAUUCACCCCAAAAUGGAUUCCCACUUCCUCCCAAGCAAGUGAAACUGUUCCAGAUUAGUAAAAUUUGCAAAGCUUUUACUUGAGCCCAGCAUAACAGGUAUUAGUCUCUGAUUUCUCUCAUUGUGAUUGCUAAGGCUAAAGAUGACUGAGAGGGGAAGGACUCUCUUUAUGCUAUCAAUGCCUCUUCUUGUUUAAAAGGUUUAUAUGCCACUUUUCCAGGCAACUAACAUAAAAUCAGCAGCGCUUAGUAUAACAGAAACAGUUCAAUCAAUCAGCCAAUAUUUAUUUUGGUCAUAGACCGGAAAGUGACAGAAACAGUUAAAAAAUGUGGUGGCUAUAUUAAGGUGGCAAAGCUGCAAUGAAGAAUUCGUGGUGGUUGCUCUUGCAGUCUCUCUCUUAAAAAAGAGAUUCUGGACCUAUGAACAUCUGAAGCUGUUUUACACUUAGGCUUUUUGUCCACCUAAGCCCAGUACUAUCUGCUUGACUGGAAGUGGCUCUGUGAGGUCUCUGUUAUAGCCCUUUCCCAGACCUUUUGCCUGCUCUCUUUUUAACCAGAGAUGAACCUGGGCCUUCUGCAUACACUUGCUCUGCCACUAAGCUCAGGUCUUCAUGGGGAGACAAUUAUAACAGGGUUUCCAUUCAUUCCAGAUGGUGGUGACAAGGAUGCUCGGGAUUUGGUCCAGAUGCGGUUUGAGCAGAGACUCCGGGAUGGUUUGGAAGAUGGGUCUGUUCUGAGCCAACAAAUUGGAAACUUUGAAAAGUACACCAAGGUAAGAAUAAAAAAGGGGACGCGGGUGGCGCUGUGGGUUAAACCACAGAGCCUAGGACUUGCCGAUCAGAAGGUCGGCAGUUCGAAUUCCCACGACGGGGUGAGCUCCUGUUGCUCAGUCCCUGCUCCUGCCAGCCUAGCAGUUCGAAAGCACGUCAAAGUGCAAGUAGAUAAAUAUGUACCACUCCAGCAGGAAGGUAAACGACGUUUCCAUGUGCUGCUCUGGUUCGCUAGGAGCAGCUUAGUCAUGCUGGCCACAUGACCCGGAAGCUGUACGCCGGCUCCCUCCGCCAAUAAAGCGAGAUGAGCGCCGCAACCCCAGAGUCAGCCACAACUGGACCUAAUGGUCAGGGGUCCCUUUACCUUUAUCUAAGAAUAAAAAAAUGGAAGAGCAUAGAAACAUCUGAACUUAUUUUGAUUUGAAAAAUCCCUUUUGUAAGAGCCUGGGGGUCUGAACUGCAUUAGUGCUUUUAAUACAAAGGGUAGGGGGUUGUUGUGCUGUAUUGGGUCUGCUGAUAAUGGCCUCUUUUUUUGGAGUGCCAAUCAUUCUUACUCUGGUUCUGGUGCUAAGUGUCCUCAGCAAUUGCUCUCUUUGUUAUGGAAUUGAUAGAAGAAUCUCUAAAGUAACAUAUUUUUUUCCUCCCCAGGGUAUCGGCAGGAAAGUGAUGGAGAGGCAAGGCUGGACUGAGGGUCUUGGGCUGGGAAGCAGCAACUCAGGGAUGACUGAAGCACUGGACAACGAAGGCCAGAAUCCCAAAUGCAAGAGGGGCUUGGGGUAAGUAAAGAGUGUCCUUUUAAAAUACAUGUAGUCGAGACAUUCAGCCUCUCCACCUAUAUAAAAUAAAUAAAUAUAAUAAUAUUUAUUUAUUAUUACAUUUAUAUCCCACCUUUUGUUCAAGGAGCUCUAGGUGGCAUGUAUGGGUCUUCCUCUCCCCUUUUAUCCUCACAGAAACCUUGUGAGAUAGGUUAGGCUAAGAUACACUUGUUGUGGGGGAUUUGCACCUGGUUGUUUCCAGUCUUGGUUCAAAACUAACCACUACAGUACACUGGCUAAGGGAGGGUGACUAGAAAUGAUGGUAAGAACAGGCAGCCACCUAGGACCCAGGAACUCUGGUCUUUUCUCACCCCUUUCCCCUCCUCAACACAAAACACUGGAAUUUGGGGCAAAUGUUGCCUCCAUGUUUUCCAGUCUGUUUUCACAGCCCUCCCAUGAGCCAAACACUUCGAUCAUAACUCAAAUGAGGAAUUCCUUGUCUGCAGCAUUUCAGAACGAUUUCCCCAUGGACAUCUUUCAUGAAAGCAAGAACAUUUCUUCAGGCCUGUUGUGUUUUGUUUUUUAACACACCUUUGCUAGUAAGCCUCUUGCUCAUUUAGCAGUUGCUCUGAGCAAAGUUUUCAUCUUUUAAAUUCUGAUCAUGGAUUCCACAAACAUAUGGUCAAAUUAAAUUCCCGUUCACUCUGCUGUGUCUCUGAAGACUUUGUUUAAAGCAUUUUAAUCCCACUCUUCAGACAAAAAAGGCUCCCAGGGCAACUUUCAGAGGUUGAUAGGACAGUCCCUGCCCUCAGAUGUACCCUGUAAAUGACAAAGGGACUGGAAAAGCGACUCAGUGCACUCUUUUUUAGAGUUCUUGUAAUGACCUGCAGCAUGUGUUUCUAGGAGAGGAGAAGUCAAAAGUUACUUGUCUUUCAGCAGAGCUAAUGUAGAAGGCCUGCAGUCCCAUAUUCAUCCCUCUUCUUUAUUUUUAUUUUUCAUUUCAUUUCAAUACUGUACUGCUUUAUAUUUUUAAGAAAAGAAUCUCAAAGCUGUUUAGAACCUACAUUAAAACAUCAAAUAAAACAAUCCAGAAUAAAACAUUAGAGAAGAAAGUCAAAUAUAAAGUAAACAUUCAAAGCAACAUAAUUAACAGAAAACUAAAAUAUUAUCUUAAAACAUUUCACAGUAAAACAUUACAAAGGAGGUCAACUACAGAAUGCACAUUCAAUGCAGCAAAGUUAACAAAAAAACUUUAAACAUUUCAAAAGGAAACAUUACUAAAGGAAGUCAAAUAUAAAACACACUUUUAAAACAGCAUAAUUGACAAGCAAAUAAAAUAUAAGUAUAGAGCAAAUCUGCUGCUGUUGCUUUCAAUCCUUCCGGUGGUAGUUCAUGGCAGGUGAUGGCUGUAAAAGCUCAGGCUCGAUGAUCUGGUUCUGUACUAAAAGAAAGCCAAGGUAGUCUUUGGCUUCUUCAGCAGCCUCGUACCUGGAGUCAGCCAGGGCCCCACCCUCCCAGUCCACCAGUCCAGGUGAGAAAAGACCUGCAUGGCAGGGAGCAGGUCUUCCAGCUUCACAGCCAAGAAUGGCUGCUGUAGAUGAUAACUAAGGGAAGAGGAGCCUGAUGGUCUUCCUGCAAAGCUGAUGUAGAGGCUUUGCAGUCCAGUCUCUCUCCCUGUGCCUGAUGGAACCUUUCUUUCUUUUAUUGCUUUUCUAUAGGUACCAUGGUGAGAAGCUCCAGACUUUCACCAAGCCCAAGAAGCCUCGUGGGGACAACAACAUCCUCAUCUCCACCAUCUAUGAUGACCCAUAUCCUGUGGAUGCAGAAGAGCAGCUGCUCCGGCGCCAGCUACCAAUCAGUAUGAAGCAUCGCCAAGAUGUGGCAUUUCGCCAUGCCAUGCAUGGUGUUCAUCACAAUUCCAGUUCCUCAUGAAGGGGCUGCUAGCCAGGAAUGGCUUUCGGACUAUGUUGCAGCAAUGUUUGCUUUUGCAAAUAAAAAUUUUUUAAUUAACAAAAGUUGCCAAAUAAAGGGCAAAAUGUUUAGUAUUUUUUAUUUAGGGUUUUUUUAUCAAUAUGGGUGCAUCCUGGUGCUUGUAAGCUAAAUUAAAGGGUUCUUGCUUGUGUUUCUUUUGGGUUACCACAAGAUCCGUGCUGCAUUACAGCAUGCCUAGCUACCAGUGGCCUUUUUCAAGAAUAAUGUCCUCCAUGC
Messenger RNA from Podarcis lilfordi (Lilford's wall lizard), 8243 nucleotides. The record is from the annotation of a GenBank genome assembly. NCBI's taxonomy places the organism in Eukaryota, Metazoa, Chordata, Lepidosauria, Squamata, Lacertidae.